Molecule: messenger RNA, 1036 nt
Organism: Phaethon lepturus (White-tailed tropicbird)
Lineage: Eukaryota; Metazoa; Chordata; Aves; Phaethontiformes; Phaethontidae
Gene: CBFB
Product: core-binding factor, beta subunit
Exons: 3
Coding region: 16-279 (87 amino acids)
Biological process (GO): regulation of transcription by RNA polymerase II
Cellular component (GO): nucleus; core-binding factor complex
Molecular function (GO): transcription coactivator activity; sequence-specific DNA binding
Source: RefSeq, a predicted model, not a curated record
UACUUGAAGGCACCUAUGAUUCUUAAUGGUGUCUGUGUAAUCUGGAAAGGCUGGAUAGAUCUACAGAGACUGGAUGGUAUGGGCUGCCUGGAAUUUGAUGAAGAGAGAGCACAGCAGGAGGAUGCAUUGGCACAACAAGCCUUUGAAGAAGCUCGUCGAAGAACUCGUGAAUUCGAGGAUAGAGACAGGUCUCAUCGGGAGGAAAUGGAGGCAAGAAGACAACAAGACCCUAGUCCUGGAUCUAACCUAGGAAGUGGCGAUGAUCUCAAACUACGUUAAUCAACAGCAGCAGGCGUACCAUGGGCCUGCACACAUGCAUUGCUUCUACUUGGCAAAGGAUUUAAUAAAAGACCAGAAACUGUGAUAACUGGGUAUACUAUGGUCUGUUUCCUGACCUGCGGCAGUCAAAAUCACCAUGAACUGCCAUGGUUUGCACUAUGUUUAUGUUACAAUACCUGCAUUUCCCAUUUUAAGCAUGUAGCCAGUGGCAAUUUGAAAUUUUGUUUUUCUAUGCAAACUUAUUUUUGUUGGCACUAUUUUAGUGAAAUGGAAACUUAUGCAGCUAUAAAAUCAUUUUUCUCAACUGUAAUAGAAAUUGUCACUUAAAAAUAGGUCAAGAUAUUACAGAUUUAAAACUUCUUUUUUGGGUUUGGUUUUUUUUUUUUUUGGUAAACUGCUGGAAGCCAAUGCAUUCCAAGCUUAAUUUUUUUAAUAUGGGCUUUUGGAAUUUUGAUUGUCCUUAUUGUGCUCCUGCUUUAUUUUAGAUAUGCAUUCUUAUCUUUCUUUCAGUUUUCUUUUUUUAUACAUUUGCAAGACCUUCUUGAAACUGCUGACAUUAUUUUGCAUUAUUUCCAAGCAAAACCCAGUGAAUCAGAGCUGUUGGAAUCGGUUUUCAAACUUUGUGGGUCUGUAAACGUUACGGUUGCAGUAUUCUUUUAAACUGCUAAGAAUUCAUUGGUUCCACUUUCUAAAUGACAAAAUCUUAAAACGCGUAUUUUAUGCGUUAAUGCGUUCUGCCCCAGUAUCUGUCUUAGAU